Hyalella azteca is the source of this 3225-nucleotide messenger RNA. RefSeq lists its product as uncharacterized. Gene Ontology annotation, molecular function: oxidoreductase activity. The coding region runs from base 51 to 2984 and encodes 977 amino acids. The record is from RefSeq and is a predicted model, not a curated record. Lineage: Eukaryota; Metazoa; Arthropoda; Malacostraca; Amphipoda; Hyalellidae. The transcript has 12 exons.
CAGUAACAGGCAGCUACUUGCAACUUAUAUAGAAAUUAAUUAUUAAUAUAAUGGAAGAAGAUAUAUUAAAUUUAAAAUGCAGCAAGUCUCCCAAAAUGUACAAGCAGAAAUUCAGAGAGUCAUGGAUAUCAGGUGAAUUCAGUGAUUGGUUAACUCGAAGUCCCAUCAAUCCUGAUUUUCCAUUCUGCAAAAUUUGUUUACGGAAAAUUGAAGGGGGACUUAGUCAUCUAAAGAGACAUGCCAGCUCAUCCUUCCAUAAAAGGAAUCAGUUGAAUUAUGAGAAUUCAAUUGCCUGUGAAAAUGAGGGCUCCCAGCAGUUUAACAAUCAAAAAUUUCAGAAAACUGUUAAAAACAAAUUUAAAAAACCUAAGUCAUCAACCAGUGAUAUCUCAAAUGGAGUUUCUUCUUUUAAUUCCGGUGCUCUGCAAACUCUUCCACUUUCAAAGCAAUUUAUUGAGGUAAAGUUUGAAGGGGACAAGUUGCAUGAGGUUGCAGAUGUGCCGCACAUUGAAUCUGAACAAUCAAGACCAACUGAAGUUGCGGAUUUUCAAACUGAAGUCAACUUGAAAACUGGUUUAAAAACAUCUAUGCAUCAAUCAUCAUUUUUAGAAUCUACAAUAUCAUUACCAAAUGUUGUAGCAUCUCAUGUGGCACCUGGAUUUGAAAAUACUCACUGCAGUGAUGCUCAACAAUGGCAAGCUGUCCACAUUCCUCAUAAUUUACAAGUUGCCAUUAGAGAAGAAGAUAAAAAUACUGCUCAUCCUGAACUGUUCACCACCAACUUUACUGAUGCUCAUAAGCUGGCAGAUGAUGCAUACCUUGUAGAACUCAACAAUGUUGGCUCAUCAUGUGAAGUAACUGUGGGCAGCCACCAUGCUGACUGCUCAAGCAUUCAUAAUCUCGAGACCGACCACCAUGCAGGCCAUAUAACUGUCACCAUACAAGGGCAAGACCCCAUGUAUAUUCACUCAACUGUUAAUCCCGAUACCUCCAUCUCUUAUUCAAAUGCAAACACAGAAAUGGAGUGCAGCAGUCACAGUCCUCAUUCUUCAAAGAAAGAGAAAAUUAUUUCAAGCUCAAAACGGAAAAGACGACUGAUGAAACCCAAGAAGUCGUGUCGGCCUGGCGCUCAGUCGGGGAUUGAGAUGAACUCUGGUGGGGGUACUGCUAGUUCAUUAAAGAUGGAGGCCACAUCACCCAAUUGCGACGACGCAAAAUACAACCCUGACGAGGAUGGAAAAGAUCCGCGUCGUAGCUGUCGGUGGUACCGUCAAAAGUACAAAAAGAAUUGGGAGAAGAGCAAAGAAUUUGUUGGCUGGUUGUCGCCGGCGCCUGGCGACCCAAGCAUGGCUUAUUGCAUCGCCUGUGCCAAGUGCUUGAGAGGAGGCAUGACACACCUCAAGCGCCAUGCUGAGACACCGUACCAUAAGAAGAGGAUGAUAGAAACAUUGAAGAUGCGAGAAAUUUUCUUGGCUAAAACCGUGGAACUUCGUCUAAGCAAGUUCGCCCAUGAGUUCGGUUUAACUGAUGCCGCGGUGGCAGCCUUGCCUGAUUUAUUGAAAAGCAUCUUCCCUGAUAACAGCUUGUGCAAGCUGCUGUCUGAUGACCGUAUACUGACCAUGCUCUUGGUUCGUAAGGAAGAAUCGCAGCCUGCCGCCCCCAGCAAGCUCGUUUCCAGGAAGAAAUCAUCCCAAAUUGUCCACUCUAAGCCGUGCAAAGUAAAUUCCCACACAUCCUCAGAAGCAGACGCCCCUGCUGUUAUCCGUUUCCCAUGUCCAGAGCCCGAGCACUGCAGUCACGAAAGCAGCUCAGGUUCGCAAUAUAACACUCAGGUCUACGGCGACCUCGACCCCAUGCACACGAAAUACAUGCCUCUAGAGCAGCACCACCAAAUAUCGAUACAUCCUCAUCCGGGCUCUCAGGCACACCCUGCGCCAGCGACCGUCGCUUCGUCUAUCAUCAGCUCGAAUUUUUCCAACUGUGCCAUGGAGACGCGGUUAGAGACACACCAAGACGUGAUACAGCCGUGCCCUGAAGGUGCAGUGAGCGAGCGCUACUCUGUGGAUGCUAUGGAUGAUACCAGGCCCGUGAUGGCCGAGGCUGGACAAGCUAGAGUGCCUCUUCCAAGAGUGCUGGUCCACCAUGCCUCCAAUGACACUCUAACCGUGCGAUCAUACAGCUUUUCUCCAUACCAUGUCUACCCCAGCCUGUUCUCGACGGCAGGCAUGGAGCGGUGGCAGGGCAAAGUAGCCAUCGUGACGGGCGCCAGCGCCGGCAUCGGCGCCGCCAUCUGCCGCUCCCUCGUGGCGCUCGGCAUGCGCGUCGUGGGCGUCGCUCGAGCGCAUCACAGGAUCCUGGAACUGGCUCAGGAGCUGGAAGGUGAGCGCGGCACGCUCACGGCGCUGCAGUGCGACGUGAGCAAGGACGAGGAGGUGGAGGAGGUGUUCAAGCAGGUGCUCAGCACCCACGGUGCCGUCCACUGCUGCAUCAACAACGCUGGCAUCAGCUGCAACAAUUCCCUCCUUGACGGCAGUCCGCAGGAGUGGCGACAGAUGCUCGAUGUCAACGUCGUGGGUUUAUGUCUGUUCACCAAGCUUGCCGUCAACAGCAUGAAGGAGGCCGGCAUUGAUGAUGGCCAUAUUAUUCACAUCAGCAGUUUGUCCGGACACCGCGUGCCGCCAAACUCGCCCACGCAUUUCUACUGCGCCACGAAGCACGCAGUCAAGGCGCUCACGGAGGGCCUGAGGCAUGAGCUGCGCGCUGCCAAGUCCCACAUCAGAAUCUCGUCUAUCAGCCCAGGCUUGGUGCAGACGGAGUUUAUGCAGAACAUGACUGGCGACGCGGCGUACGCUGACAAACUCUACAGCUCAAUCGACUGCAUCAAAGCCGAGGACGUGGCGGCCUCCGUCGUGCAUGUGCUCGUUGCGCCUCCUCAUGUCGAGAUCAACGACAUCCUGAUGCGACCUACCGAGCAGACAAGUUAAACCUUGAGAAGGAGGAAACAUUCAAAAUUCGAUUAUAAAUUCUACAAAUAAUUUGUGCCAUCAUUCCUGCUCUACGUUUUCACAAUUAAACUUCAAUGAUGACGCCUAUAAGUAACCUUGAUUUUUAUUAGUAAUUCUAUAUACAUGAUAUUCUGGGAUGUGUUUUAUCCCACUUUUCAGUGUCCGAGACGACUGAAAAAACGUUCAAAAUGCGUAUUUCUAUAUAAAGAAUUUUUCAAUG